AUGGAUUUCAACGUAACUUCGCGAAAACGAGCCGCACCUUCCGUCGCACAGGGUCCCGGCGCGGUCGGUGCUGACGGUCGCGGCGUAGGUCCUUCGGGAUGGAAAUCCUCCGCAAGAAGCGGCGGAGUUUCAGCGUGCCAGUUGUCGAUGUACGACGAGGCGCCGGUGGGGGAAGAGGUGGCCAUGGAGCAAUUCGAGGAGUUCGCGUUGGACCGGCUCCGGGUGCUCAAGGCGAUCGACGACGCCAAGGCGCGCGGAACAAAGGUGGACGAGCUCGACAGCAUGGUAUCUGACAUAUGGCGGAAGUACAUGCGGGCUGGAUGCUCAGUGGCUGACGCUCGUCGCAAGGACGUCAUAUCGCACUACAUCCUGCGACUCUCCUACUGUCGCACGGAGGAGCUACGGCGGUGGUUGUUGGCGCAAGAAUCCGCUUUGUUCCGCCACCGAUUCCGAGCUGAGACGCCUGAAAACCAGAGGUGGUUUCUGGAGAGCAAUGGCCUACCCUAUCGUGCCAUCGGCGCGGCAGAGAUGACAGGAGUGCGAGAGAAGCUAACUCAAGUGGCCAGGUCCCUCAACCUACCUGUCCCUAAUGUUGACAGUGUCUUCUACAAGGUUCCAUUUGAGGAAGUCCCUGAUUUGGUGGCUUCUCGCAGGGUCUAUCUCGAAAAGGGCUUUGCUUUUGUCCCUAGGGACCAGCUGGCGGCGAUUGUGGUGGGUCAGUUUAGAGCCAAGCUGUCCAAAGCACUCGUGGCUACCAACAGGAAGUGGCUUGCUCACAUACAGGAAGACGAGCAGGAGCGCCUGACACCGGUGAUUGAGGCGCUCAGCACACGCUAUCUAGGCCCCGACUUCUCCCAGCCUGGCGAGAGUGCUGAGGUGUCGCUCCGUGAUUUGGACGUCGUUGCGCGGCAGUCUUUCCCGCUCUGCAUGCGCCACCUCUUCUUCAAGCUGAGGGAGGAGCAUCAUCUACGGCACGGAGGCAGAAUGCAGCUGGGGCUGUUUCUCAAGGGCAUCGGGCUGAGAUUGGAGGAUGCACUCACAUUCUGGCGCUCUGAGUUCUCCAGAAAGUUGGGUGCAGAGCGGUUUGAUAAGGAGUAUGCAUAUUCCAUCCGGCACAACUACGGCAAGGAGGGCAAGCGCACCGACUACACUCCCUUCUCCUGUGUGAAGGUCAUCAUGAGCACUCCGGGCGUGGGGGAUCACCACGGGUGUCCAUUCAAGCACUUCAGCAUGAACAACUUCAGAGCUGCCCUUUCGUAG
Molecule: messenger RNA, 1260 nt
Organism: Closterium sp. Naga37s-1
Lineage: Eukaryota; Viridiplantae; Streptophyta; Zygnematophyceae; Desmidiales; Closteriaceae
Source: the annotation of a GenBank genome assembly